AAAAAAAAAAAAGAAAUAUUUGAGUCAACAUCGAUUUUGGUGUUGUUGACUGAUUAAUAAAAUGAUUUUAAAACAUUUAUGUAUGUAUUAAAUCAAUAAGUGUAAAGAUUAAAUUUAAACAAAAAGACAUUAGAUACUAUUUGAAAUUUUUUAGACAAAAUACUACAAUUUGAUAACCUCUUUCUUUCGCAUAACUUAAUUUUUGAAACUUUCAGUGCCAAUAUGUACAAAAGUAUAUUUACUAGUUGGUUACCCUUAAGGUUAAUCAAAAGAGAAACUCCUCUACGAUCUAGUAAAUUAAAAAUUUCAUCCAUAAUUGAAAGACAAUUCAGAAGACCCCUAUCAUUGUCAAUAGUUUGUUGUAAGAAAAGGAAAAGUGCAGAAGAAAAGGAAUUAGAAAGUGGUGGUAUACGUCCAGCUCUCAGAUACUCUCCUAAAGCUAGUUCUGAUGUAGUUGGAAUAUGGCGUAACAUGACUGUGCAAGACAUAGCCAAUGUAGUUAAAAAAGAUAUAGAUCAUAUACUCAAAGCUCUAGAAUUUGCAGACAAGACUUCAGAUAUUAAUUAUAGUAAAAAUACUGUGAUACACAAUCCACAAAUCAUAAGAGAUGUUAUAAAAAUAUGUGGAUGCAGGUAUAAGUUAGUUGCAAACCCCGAAAAAGAGGUGGAAGAAGAACAGAACAAAGAUGCUAUCCCUGAGCCUCCAUCGCCUGCAGAAAUGCUGAAACCACGACCACCUGUGGUGUGUGUCAUGGGACAUGUGGAUCAUGGCAAAACUACACUGCUAGAUGCACUCAGAGAUACGUCUGUUGUAGAUCAAGAAUUUGGUGGUAUCACGCAACAUAUAGGAGCUUUUGAAGUGAAAUUGUCAUCUGGUGAUAAAGUAACAUUUCUUGAUACACCUGGACAUGCAGCCUUCACCUCAAUGCGUUCUCGUGGAGCACGAGCAACUGACGUUGUAGUGCUGGUGGUAGCUGCUGAUGACGGCGUUAUGGAGCAGACUGUCGAAUCAAUCCGUAUGGCUAGGGAAGCAAAUGUUCCAAUACUCGUGGCGAUCAACAAAAUCGACAAGCCAGGUGUAAACAUUGAAAAAACAAUGCACUCGCUAGCCCAACAUGGUAUUGUCUGUGAGGCAUUAGGAGGGGAUGUGCAAGCUAUACCAAUAUCUGCACUGAAAAAGAAAAAUUUAGAUACUCUUGUUGAGGCUCUGACAUUGCAAGCACAACUAAUGGAUUUAAAAGCAGACCCUGGAGGAUAUGUCGAGGGGGUUGUACUUGAAGCCCUAUUAGAUCCACGGACUGGUAAGCAAGCUACAGUAUUGGUACAGCGAGGGACACUGCGUCGCGGGUGCGUUAUUGUAGCCGGAAUGGGCUGGGCCAAGGUACGUGUGCUGACAAAUGCGGAAGGAAAGUCAGUUCAAGAAGCACCACCAUCAUCACCCGUGUCGGUGUUGGGAUGGCGCGAGCUGCCUUCAGCUGGUGAUCAGGUGCUGGAAGUAAGCUCCGAGAAAAGAGCAAAUGAAGUAAUGAAAUGGCGGCACAACCAACGAAUGAAGGAAAGGCAAGUAGCGGACCUUCAAGUUAUAGAGGCGAAGGAAGCAGCACAUAGAGCAGAGUAUCACGCUGCACUAGCUAAGAAAAGGGCCAUGGGCCGAUACAAAAUGAAGCGUGAAGGGCCAAGGGAAAAAAUGCUGCAAGAAGACACUCAUCCCGAACUCAGCGUGAUCGUGAAGGGUGAUGUGGACGGUUCUGUGGAGGCGAUCUUAGACAUAUUAGAAACUUAUGACGAGCACGAGCGCGUGCGUCUCGAUCUUGUACAUUACGGCGUUGGUCCAGUCACUCCUGGCGACAUAGAGAUUGCAGAAGCAUUCAAAGCUGUGAUAUACGCGUUCAAUGUAGACUGUCCACCGACCGUCGUUGUGGAGGCGAAGAAUAAAAACAUAACCGUUAAGAAGCACAACAUUAUUUAUAAAUUAGUCGAUGAUAUAAAAGAGGAGAUCAGUCUUAAGAUACCAAGGAGACAAGAGGAGGAGCUUAUAGGUGAAGCAAACGUGUUGCAACAAUUCAUGGUGUCCGAAGGCAAGCGCAAGGUACCUGUUGCAGGUUGCCGUUGUAUCAAAGGUUCGCUAGCACGCAACGCCAUCUAUAGGAUUAUACGCAAACAAGAAGUCAUCUACGAAGGUAAACUAGCAUCCAUGAAGCAUCUCAAAGAGGAAGUGACUACUAUCAAACGAGACAUGGAAUGCGGAUUGCGAUUUGAUGAUCCGAAACUAGAAGUAAAACCUGGUGAUACGAUAAUUUGCUAUAAAAUGGUAGACGCUUCAGACCGAACUAACUGGGACCCGGGAUUUUAAAUGUUUUUUAAUGUAAAUCAGUAAAUUAUUAAUUAGU
Messenger RNA from Diatraea saccharalis (sugarcane borer), 2389 nucleotides. Lineage: Eukaryota; Metazoa; Arthropoda; Insecta; Lepidoptera; Crambidae. The record is from the annotation of a GenBank genome assembly.